Messenger RNA from Colletotrichum spaethianum, 1998 nucleotides. Its product is annotated as putative serine/threonine-protein kinase VPS15. Gene Ontology annotation, biological process: protein targeting to vacuole; protein phosphorylation; macroautophagy. NCBI's taxonomy places the organism in Eukaryota, Fungi, Ascomycota, Sordariomycetes, Glomerellales, Glomerellaceae. Gene Ontology annotation, cellular component: phosphatidylinositol 3-kinase complex, class III, type I; late endosome; phosphatidylinositol 3-kinase complex, class III, type II. The record is from RefSeq and is a predicted model, not a curated record. The transcript is spliced from 2 exons. Bases 1 to 1998 code for a protein of 665 amino acids. Gene Ontology annotation, molecular function: ATP binding; protein serine/threonine kinase activity; protein binding.
AUGGGUCAAGGUUUCUCUCUGGCGACGCCCUCCGCAGGCUCUGCGGGUAUCGACAUACCUGAGCUGUCUGAUCUCGUGUAUGAGAAGAGCAUCGGAAAUGCGCGCUUCAUGAAGAGCAUCCGCGCAAGACAUCAUGAUGGAGUCGCUCUGGUCAAGGUGCUGGUCAAGCCAUACACCCCGAUGCCUUUGGAGAAGUACAAGCGCGACAUAGAGAAGCAACGCAGUGCCUUAGCCGAUGUGCCCAACGCCCUGGGCUUUCAACGCAUCGUCGAAACCGAAACGAACGGAUACCUCGUCCGACAGUUUCUCUAUAACUCCCUCUACGACCGAAUGAGCACUCGUCCGUUUCUGGAGGAUAUCGAAAAGAAAUGGCUGGCUUUCCAGCUGCUGUGCGCCUUGCGCGACUGCCACGCUCGAGACAUUUACCACGGCGACAUCAAGACGGAAAAUACGUUGGUCACCUCCUGGAACUGGCUGUAUCUUUCCGACUUCUCUGCGCCAUUCAAGCCCAUUAUGCUUCCGGAUGACAACCCGGGUGACUUCUCAUAUUAUUUUGAUACAUCCGGCCGGCGGACGUGCUAUGUGGCACCCGAGCGCUUCGUCGCGGCCGAGGAAGUCAAUAGUAAGGACGCCAAGCUCACGUGGGCCAUGGAUGUCUUCAGCGCUGGCUGCGUCAUUGCCGAGAUGUUCUUGGAGUCUCCUAUCUUCACUCUCAGCCAACUGUACAAGUACCGCAAGGGCGAGUAUGACCCCGUCAUCUCGCAAAUUAGCCGCAUCCCGGAUAAGGACCUGCGCGACAUGAUAUCGCACAUGAUCCAGCUUGAUCCGGAGCGCCGAUACUCUGCAGAGCAGUAUCUGGACUUUUGGAAGAAGAAGGUAUUCCCAGAGUACUUUUAUAACUUUCUUCACCAGUACAUGGAGUUGAUUACGGAUCCUUCGUCUGGGAACAGUCCUAUCUCGGGUGCGACGAGGAACUUGGGGGAAGCAGACGACCGCAUCGAUCGCGUUUUCCUCGACUUUGACAAGAUUUCCUACUUUCUCGGUUACCAAAACGACAAGCGUCCCACCCAGGUCGAACCUUUGGCCGGAAAGUUAGGGCUGGGCCAUUUCCCUAUCCGUCUGAACAUACCGAAUCACGACCAAUACAUUACCGGAACGUCUGAUCCACCUGAAGACGACGGGACCCUAAUCUUCUUGACGCUGAUUGUUUCUUCCCUCCGUAAUACAGCUAGAGCGGCGUCAAAGAUCAGAGCCUGCGACGUUCUGCUUGCCUUUUCCGAGAGAAUUACGGACGAGGCAAAGCUGGAUCGAGUGCUGCCUUACCUCAUGACGCUUCUUAACGACAAGUCUGACCUGGUGGUAAUUGCGGCAUUGCGUUCAAUCGCUCAGCUACUUCACCUGGUACGAGUGGUAUCUCCUGUCAACUCGCACAUAUUCGUCGAGUACAUUCUACCUCGACUUCAGAGCGCCUUAAUCGCGCCAAUCAAGCCGCCGAGCCCCCUAGUGCGAGCAACCUACGCAUCGUGUCUUGGGAGCCUCGCAACCACCGCUGCCCGGUAUCUAGAGCUGGCGGCAACUCUGAAAGCCGACGGCACUUUGACCGUGGCUGAUCCCGAGCUGGAGCCGGGCAUCGAAGCCGGGGCUGCCUUUGAUGGCUUAUUUGACGAUGCGCAGAGGGAACUUUACGAGAUGUUUGAGCUGCAUACGAAAGCACUCGUAGAAGACUCGGAUGUCUCUGUCCGUCGAGCGUUUCUAACCUCGGUGCCUGAUCUUUGCCUCUUCUUUGGCCCAGCAGAGGCUAACGACAUCCUUCUAACCCAUCUCAACACCUAUUUGAAUGACCGAGACUGGAUGCUCAAGUGUGCAUUCUUUGAGACCAUCGUCAGCAUUGCCAGUGUUGUGGGGAGCGUCAGUCUUGAGGAGUUCAUGCUACCGCUCAUGGUUCAAGCACUUACUGACCCGAGGAGUUCGUGGUACAAGCGGCUCUCCAUUCCCUAG